AUGUCCCUAUCACUAAGUCUUUUCCUCACCUUUUUACUUUUUCCCUUCCUUUCCUUCGCAACUCCUCUUGCGUUCUACCAACACCCUUCGUCUCCGGCUACCGCCCUCUUCCGGCGCCAAAACACUUCUCUCCCUACUGUCGGCUCAGCUGCAUGGACGGCGCUCUAUCCUUCUGAAUCUGGAACACCUACCACCAUUCCUCAAUCAUGGCUGGACGCCUUGGCUGCGGCAGAGAACCGUGGCUUAAUUCCGAGCAUUAGCCAGAGCACUCUAGAUGCUACGACGGGAGUGACUACAUAUCCGGAUGGCCAGGAUCCGACAGGGACGGAAGUCUGCUCCUUUACAUACCAAUGCAAUGUGACCACCGACAUCGUCAACCCUCCGGAGGGUGUAAUCGCCCUCACAUUCGACGAUGGUCCCAUCCCCGGACCCUCUGACACGCUCUACUCGUUCUUGUACAAUAACUCCCAGCAUGCGACACACUUCAUGAUCGGUGUAAACAUCCUCGGAGCGCCGACCCAGUUCCUGAUCGCUUUCGGGAACAACAAGGACCACAUCGGCGUACACACGUGGAGCCACCCGUACCUCACCACUUUGACCAACGAUCAAGUAGUCUCCGAGCUCGGCUGGACAGUGCAAAUCAUCCACGACUCUACGGGGGGACUCAUUCCGUCUUGCUACCGACCCCCAUACGGGGACACAGACAACCGUGUUCGCGCGAUCGCAGAGCAUGUGUUUGGGCUCAAGACUGUGACAUGGAAUCAGGAUAGCAACGACUGGACGAUAGGAGAGGGUACAACUGAAGAAGUGGUGGAAGGAAGCUUGACCAACUGGGUUGUGAAUGGUGGGGGGGUGCAGGGCGAAGGAUUACUGAUACUCGAGCACGAGCUUAUGGACACCACCGUGCAGGCAUUUAUGGGUAUUUAUCCAAGCAUGAAGGAGAAAUGGACGGUGAAAACGGUGCCCGACGCUUUCUCGUUCACCUGGUACCAGAAUGGAAACUCCAGUACUACACCUGCUUUUCCGCUUUCCGUCGCCUCCCCGGCUCCGACAUCCACUAGCACCCCGAGAGCGCCUACCAGCACUAUCAAAUCCGCACACACUAGCACUGUCACAGCAUCCGCAAGUAAGGGAAGCAUGGCGCAAACGGGCAGUACCAGUAGGAUCACCGCUAGCCAUCUGCUCGGGCUUGUCGCCUUGGGUAUGACUUCGGUAACUCUUUUCUGA
Messenger RNA from Dacryopinax primogenitus, 1227 nucleotides. Its product is annotated as glycoside hydrolase/deacetylase. Gene Ontology annotation, biological process: carbohydrate metabolic process. Lineage: Eukaryota; Fungi; Basidiomycota; Dacrymycetes; Dacrymycetales; Dacrymycetaceae. Bases 1 to 1227 code for a protein of 408 amino acids. Gene Ontology annotation, cellular component: membrane. Gene Ontology annotation, molecular function: chitin deacetylase activity. The transcript has 4 exons. The record is from RefSeq and is a predicted model, not a curated record.